AUGGAGCAGAAUGCCUACAAUAGGGCCUGGUGGAUUGAUCACCUAGGCCAUGCUCUUCCCGCCGAGUGGACCCUCAGACUUGUCCAACGUGAUGAUGAGGCGGAUGGCUUCGUGGUCCUUGCAAUUAGCAAGAACGAGGAGUACCUCUACAUGAUUGAUGUUUUUGGGUUCUGCGUCGAACCUGAAGAGUCAAUGUAUUCGAUUUCCAAUUUAUGGGACCGCGGAGCAUCGGUUACUGGACGAGUUCGUGGGGCUCGAGUUGAUCCCGAUGCUGGGUCUAAGAGAACCCUGAACGUGGCUGCUGGCUGGAUACACGACUGUGUGUCAAACCACGGCGGCUGCCACCCGCUUCAAAGCCCACUUCCCUCACGAAUUCUUGACCUGGAAGCUUUUGAUGACCCAAGCAAAAUCCGCCUGUGGGAGACGAAAGGCACGACGAGAUCCGAUUCCUAUGUGACCCUCAGUCACUGUUGGGGAGUUGAUACCUCGCAUCAUGUGAAAACUACACAUGCAACACUCCCUAGUCGCUUGGACACUAUCAUCGUACAGGAGCUCCCCCAGACUUUCCAAGAUGCAAUCAACGUCACACGCCAUCUUGGCAUACGCUUCCUCUGGAUCGACUCUCUCUGCAUUUGCCAAGAUGAUCCUGAUGACUGGGCCAGAGAGGCUGCUGCUAUGCAGCGAGUCUAUGCCGGAGCAUUCUUAACCAUCUCCGCGGACGGUGCGCCAGGGUCUGCGCAUGGGCUGUUGCAAAGGCGGGAACGAAGGCAUGUGCCUAUACCAUUGAAAUUUACCCCUGACAACACCGGCUCAGCCAGUGCCACAAGACCGAAGGAAACUAGUGUACCUGCGUGCGCCUUUGAGUUCCCCCCGUGGGAGGCAUUCAAGAAGCGCGUUUUACUCGCGUUGAUGGGUCAGCCUCUAUCAUACCGGGCCUGGGUCAUGCAAGAACGUCUCCUUUCCCAUCGCGUGUUGCAUUUUACGACUGAGCAACUCUUCUUUGAAUGCAAUUGCCACUUUCUAUCUGAAGAUGGCAUCAAAAUCUUGGACAGUUGGAAUUCUUUAGACCUGGGGGGUGAUAAAACAUUGUUUGACCUGUCCCCGGUUUCCAACAUUCACCGAAUGUGGGACCUCAUCCUGGAAGAGUUUACUACACGACAACUCACGGUCAAAACGGAUUGGUUCCCGGCUCUUUCAGGGUUAGCAGCUCAGAUCAAGGGCAAGUUGAGCGCUGAUGCGGCGCGAGACAAGCCAUCGGAUAACCCUCAGGAUGUCGAAUACGUCGCAGGCCUCUGGAGCGACGCUUUGGUCAAAGGGCUGGGCUGGAGCCCUUUUAACCGAAUGCAAGAAGGUAUCGCUUUUCCAGAUGAACGGCCUCUGCCAGGAGACAAAGGAUACAUUGCUCCAACGUGGAGCCCAGCUUCAUUCGACAGGCAUUCAGUUCACAACACGGCCGGCCCCUGGGCUGACAUUGCAGUUGUUACUGGCUACAGUGUGACGCCCAAGACUAUUCAAAACCCGCUCGGCGAAGUUGUGGAGGGUUGGAUCAGCCUGCGAGCUCCCGUGGUGAAACUGGAGCAAAGUGAGCUGCCAGACACUGAUGAGCAUGUCCGGAGCAGGAGACAACGGUUUCUAAGGCUAUGCACGCCCCACGGUGACCGAUAUGAAUCGGUUGUGGAUUUCGAUGGACUUGGACGUCACGCCGCUGAGACACGCUCCUGGGUUCAACAGAAUGAGAUAUUGGCAUAG
Molecule: messenger RNA, 1749 nt
Organism: Fusarium falciforme
Lineage: Eukaryota; Fungi; Ascomycota; Sordariomycetes; Hypocreales; Nectriaceae
Product: HET domain-containing protein
Exons: 2
Coding region: 1-1749 (582 amino acids)
Source: RefSeq, a predicted model, not a curated record